This is a messenger RNA of Nothobranchius furzeri (turquoise killifish), 1910 nucleotides long. Its product is annotated as spindlin-1. The record is from RefSeq and is a predicted model, not a curated record. Lineage: Eukaryota; Metazoa; Chordata; Actinopteri; Cyprinodontiformes; Nothobranchiidae. Gene Ontology annotation, biological process: gamete generation.
UUCCCUCUGUUCUUGUAGCUGUCGCAGUGGUGCAAACCUCGCCUACAUGGCGAUGCAUUUCCUUUUGUUCGGCUAGCUUAUGUACAAAAAUGCAGCAGACAGUUUUCAGAACUAUUUCCUAUUUGGUUACACGCAUUAGCUGUAGUUGGGCCUAAGUGUUAGUCCUGCUGCUUGUUCGCUGUGAGAUUUAUCUUCGUUUCCUGUUGUGGAUGACAGCCGACAGCUUUGCUAAUGAGAGAAGUUAGACAUUUAUUAGCCACAUAGUUAGCUGUAUAAAUAUGUAAGCAGCAGUCUGCCGCCUCUCACAGCGGGCUUGUUUACAUCCGGUUCUGUUGGCUGCUUUGCAUGGCUGUGGACUGCGUGAAUUUAUGGAAACAUGUCAAAGAAACGGGGAAGGAAGCGUAGCAGUGGAGAGCUGAGUGAAAGCUCAGCAUCAACCCUCUAUCCAGACCCUGAUAAUCUUCUGGGCCGUAGGAUCCAGCACACCUGGAGGGAGAAGGGGAAUGUAACCAAGUGGAAAGGAACCGUUCUGGAGCGUCUAACCGUCAACAGCUCUCUCUACAUGGUUAAAUAUGACGGCUUUGAUUGUAUCUAUGGCAUCGAGCUCUUCAAAGAUAACCGGGUGUCUAACCUUCAGGUUCUGUCAGAGAAAGUUGUAAACAAUAAGAUCAAGGUGCCUCCCGGGGCAGAGGAGCUUGUGGGUCGAGCAGUGGAACAUCUGUUCGAGAAGGAGGACGGGGAGAAAAACGAGUGGCGAGGUAUGGUGCUGUCCCGAGCGCCCAUCAUGACCCACUGGUACUACAUCACCUACGAGAAGGACCCGGUGCUGUACAUGUACCAGCUGUGGGACGACUAUAAGGACGGAGACCUGCGUGUCCUGCCAGAGUCAGAGAACAAACAUCUUCUCCCAGCUGACAGGAAACCAGGUGAGGAGCCAGAGAGCCUUGUGGGUAAACAGGUGGAGUACGUCACAGAUAACGGCCUGAAGAGGACUGGCUUAGUCAUCUACCAGGUCCCUGCGAAACCCACUGUGUAUUACAUAAAAUAUGACGACGAUGUCCACAUUCAUGUCUACGACCUGGUGAAGACCACCUAACACUGACUGUCCCGUUUCAACUUCAGCUGGUGGCUUGUUCUUGUUCCGACCGGUCGUUACCUGUUGAAGUGUUGAAGAUUGAAAAUUUCCUUUGGGGCUGGAAAUUUGUUCAAGUGGUUUGAGUCUUCUUCCUUUCUCUCUUUUAACCCCUCCAAUGGCUUCUUUCACUUUGGCAUUAUUAGACAUCAUAAUCGUCUUUGAUAUUCAGUUUGAAGCUAAUCUUAAUAAAUGACCUCCGAGUCCUUUUUGGGUGUAAGUAAAGCAGGUGUUUAGCCCAGCAGAUGAAAUGGAGCUAGAUGUUUGCUUUAGUUCAAUCAUUUCAUAUUGUGCUGCUCUCAAACUUAUAAAAAUUUAAAAAACACUUUUAUAUUCAACUCAUCAGACCAGGAGAACUCAGAUUUGCAGUGGUUUACUCUGAUUCCACAUAUUUAUUUCAUCUGUAGAUCUUGCUGUGCUGCUGGUAACAAAUCGAGAAUUUGUUUGCUGUAAUUUUAAAAAAUAUUUAUGUUUCUGAUUAAGCCUCUAUUUGUGGAAAACUGUACUUACACUCAUUUCACUAUCUUGCUCAUUUUCUAAUCUCAGUGCUCUUGCAUUGUGAAAAGAAAACAAGGAUAAUCAUAAGAAGUAAUGUAUUAUAUCUGUUUUCUGCCAUCGUGUAAACUAAGUUUUUACAUCGUGUAUCAGAAAUGCCGUUAAACAGUGUUCGUGCUGCACACUCUGUAUUUGAAAAUGGUUAUCGACAUUGUGUAGUAUUUGAAAAAUAAUCUUAUUUGCCAAAAACAAGGAAAAAUGAAUAAAAUAUUGUUCAUUGUGA